GGUGGGUUUCAGUAGUAUGGCUGCCAGAUGUUUUGAAAUGAAAACAUUGUUUUACUACCUUUGCUACAAACUCAGGAUAGCUGAUUUUAAAUAGGUUUAUUUAUUUGCUUAAAUUUUUUGUAUGAGUGAAGAUGAAGACAGUGACAAGCAACAUCCAAUAGGGAUGGAACUUUCAGGUAUGCAAACUAAAAGACUGGACUGUGAACAAGGUCUGCUUUUUAAACAGAGCGCCCCAAAAACUGGAUUUCUGCAUUAUACAUUGACUAAGACAGUGUAUAUCAGUGUGAAAAUUAACAAGGCCACAUUGGCUGUGGAGCUGCCGUGGGUUAGGGAGGUGAAACCGGAAAGGGCUGUUUGCCCUCAUUGCGUUACAGCAGAACCUACCUGCCAGGCUCCCAGUGAGCUCGGGCAAACACCUGCAGGGCUGGCCUUGCUAGCUGACAUUCUCUCAGUCGUGGGAUCGGAGGGCGUCCACUGAACCCUCCCUUGAGCUGUGUUGGGAGUUGCUGUGGUGAGGGGACAAACAUAAUUGCACAUUCUAAACUGGGGAGAAAAUAGGGGGUAAAAUAAUUGGACACUCUAAAUUUGCAAAAACUACCUGCAGUCUGGUUAAACCAGAUCCCUAGAAUACUGUGUCCAGUUUUGGCCCCCUCAUUGCAAAAGACUGUUGCAUUUGAGGCAGUACAGAGAAGGACAACUAGGCUGAUCCCUGGGCUCAGUAGCAUGAGCUAUUCAUAAUUCUCCCCACAGGGACAAGGUAUGUCUGUGUGUCACACUGCAUAUAAAAUGAGGUCUGUUUUUUGGGUGAGAAGAGGAAACAAAAUUGGAAGAGUAACUUGUUCUUUACCUUCAGGAUACAUAUUUAUCCUGGGAAAAUCACCAAAGAAAACGUCUGUCUUGUAUGUGGGCCAGCGCUGCUUGUCUCAGUCUCUUUGAAAAACAGUUAUUUAAAGUCGUGUCAACCAAAAAAUCCUUUCCCGGUAUCGAAUCACUUCUUUGGGUUGUAGUUCAAACUCACUCCAACGGUCUGGCCUCAAUCAGAGUCUAUUUUAAGGAACUAAGCUACUGCAGGGCUUAUUACUUUUGCCCUAACCUGAAUUUCAGUGAAUUAUUAUAGGUGUCAUUUAAAAAAAAAAAGUGGGUAUCCCAACCCCCAGAGAAAAUACCAGCAGGAUUAAUAGAUAACAGAUGUCGAGACUUACUGAACGCUUACUUAAAAGCGAGCCAAAUAACCAACGCACAGGAAGUCAAAAAAAGGGGACCAACCCGUGGAGAAUGUUCUAGUGAAGAUUUCUUCCACGGUGGAAGUAUUGGAGACAACACAACACCCCUGAAAACAUGUGAGGGCCUUUGGCUUGUGAUCGGCUGGGAUUCGAGCAUCGUGACUGAAUUGGGGCAGACUGCUGUUGUUUUUGUGUGUGUGUGUGACGCGCGUUGACGCGCAGAGCUGCAAUGAUGUUCCGAGACCAGGUGGGGAUCCUCACGGAUUGGUUCAAAGGCUGGAAUGAGUGUGAACAGACGGUGGCGCUCUUAUCACUGCUCAAGAGGGUGACUCGGACUCAGGCUCGAUUUCUGCAGAUCUGUCUGGAGCACUCGCUGUCCGACUGCACGGAGAUCCACAUCCUAGAAGCCGAGGCAAACAAUGCUGCGAUCGUCAGCCAGUGGUACCAGGAGCCCAAGGAGAAGGUGGUCUCUCAGUUGCUCUCCCACCUGCCGCUGCUGCAGCCCCACAAUGCUGAGGCUAAGGACGAAUACAUGAAGCUGCUUCAGAAAGUGCUCAGCUACACCAUCGAGAGCAACCUGUUUGUGGAGGAGAGCCGGCAGCUGUUGUCCUACGCCCUGAUCCACCCAGCCACGACCGUGGAGGACCGCACCACCCUAGCCAUGUGGCUCAAUCACCUGGAGGAGCACCUUUCCACUGGCUACUUGGGCAGAGCAUCUUCCUCCUCCUCUUUCUCUUCUGGCUACCACCCCCGGCAGGGCUCCGACGAGUGGAUGGGCAGCCAGUCUGAGAUCAUGGACCCAGGCAAUGUGUGGCAGGACAAACCAGCCACCACAGGGCAGAACGGGCACAUGACCUUCCACGUGUCCACUUCUGUGCCGUCUGCCAUGAACAGUAUCGGGAGCAACGCCAACACAGUUCUCACAAGCCAAAUCCACCCCAGCCCCCUGAAGAGAUCCAUGUCCCUGGUGCCCACAAGCCUGCAGGUGUCAGGCGGCGACUGGACCAGCCAGGAGGAUCUGGGCAUCCGGGGGUCCUAUGUGUCCUCGGACCACGCGCCUCUCUCGCCUCAGAGCAGCGUGGCGUCCUCGGGCAGCGAGCAGACUGAGGAUCAGGGGAUGGGACGGAACACCUUCCAGGAGGAAGGCAGCGGGAUGAGAGAUGUUCCUACAUGGCUUAAAAGCCUUCGUCUACAUAAAUACGCAGCACUUUUCUCACAGAUGACCUACGAGGAAAUGAUGACACUUACCGAGCAUCACCUGGAGUCACAGGUUUGGAAUGUUACAAAGGGAGCUCGACACAAGAUUGCCCUGAGCAUCCAGAAACUGAGGGAGAGACAGAGCGUCCUGAAGUCUUUGGAGAAGGACAUUCUGGAGGGAGGGAACCUACGAAACGCACUGCAGGAGCUUCAACAGAUCAUCAUCACGCCCAUCAAAGUGCAUAGCACGCCACAGGCAUCUCAGAAAGAGGCUGACUCCGCCUCCCAAGCACCUCAGAAGGGAGGCAAGCAGGGGGAGGACAAGGACCAGGCCACAGAGGGCUUCCAAUCCCAAAAUCCCUCUCCCUGUGACGCAGAACCGUCAGCAGCGCCCAUCCAUGAGGGAGACAUUGCGGGUCAGUUUACUAGAGUCAUGGGAAAAGUCUGCACUCAGCUUCUAGUUUCGAGACCGGAUGAAGAAAACAUAAGCUGCUACCUGCAGCUCAUUGAAAAGUGUCUAACACAUGAGGCGUUCACAGAAACCCAGAAAAAGAGGCUGGUCUCCUGGAAGCAGCAAGUGCUGAAGCUGCUGAGAAUGUUCCCCCGGAAGACCAUGCUUGACAUGCCAGGUUACCGACAGAAAGGCUGGGCAUAUGGGUCGAACUCCCUCCCCACAGCAGGCUCUGUGGGAGCCGGGCUUGGCCGUCGGGGGCAGAGGCAGUUCCAGAUGCCCCCUCGAGGGCUGCCCCCCAGCCGCAUGGGGCUGCUGAGUCCAGCGGGCAUUGGUGGGGCCUCCCCCAGACACACCCUCACCAGCCCGGCGCUAGGGGGUCAGGGCAGGCAGAGCCUGUGGUUUGCUAACCCCGGGGGCAGUAACAGCAUGCCCAGCCAGAGCCGCAGCUCAGUCCAGAGGACACACUCGCUGCCCGUCCACACUUCUCCACAAGCCAUGCUUAUGUUCCAACAGCCUGAGUGCCAAGUUCCAGGGACUGACUUGGAGAUCAAUCCCACACUGGAGUCACUGUGUCUCAGUAUGACAGAACACGCCUUAGGAGAUGGCAUGGACAGAACAUCAACUAUCUGAAAACGACAACAAAACAGGCUCCACUUCACUAUAUAGAAGACCUAUCCUGGAUGGCUUUUUAUACAGGAGCUAAGGGAUAAACCGCCACUCACAAACAACAAAGUACAGCAAAUGGCCACUACAAAAAAAACAAAACAAAAAAAAACUAACUGUCUUUCCAGAGUAUUCCUGCUUUACAGCAAUGGUGGGUGUGCAGGGUGAGAUGUGUACAAGUGGAGCCUGAACCCCCUUUUCUGUGUAAAUGCAGCUUUGUGUUGUUUUGUACUGGGUACUGGUGCCGGGGGGGGGAUGUAAAACAGCUUUUUAAGCAGUUUCAAAUUGUUCAUGUUUUGCUGCUUUAUGAAGGCUGAAACAUUAUUUUGAGGACAUUCAUACCUUUGUUAUAAUACAUUUAAAGA
Messenger RNA from Polyodon spathula (Mississippi paddlefish), 3902 nucleotides. RefSeq names its product protein Smaug homolog 2-like. The coding region runs from base 1453 to 3504 and encodes 683 amino acids. Lineage: Eukaryota; Metazoa; Chordata; Actinopteri; Acipenseriformes; Polyodontidae. Gene Ontology annotation, cellular component: P-body. Gene Ontology annotation, biological process: nuclear-transcribed mRNA poly(A) tail shortening; negative regulation of translation; regulation of mRNA stability. The record is from RefSeq and is a predicted model, not a curated record. Gene Ontology annotation, molecular function: protein binding; translation repressor activity; mRNA binding. The transcript has 14 exons.